AUGAUAUCAGGAUAUGAUCUGAGAAAACUACCACCGGAUUUGAGGCCUAUUACGGACCUGAUCGGGCUUUGGCAGCUGGAGACAAAAUCCGGUCCAACGCGUGAAUACAGUCCUCCUGAUCUAAUUGAUAUUGCCAUCAAUCCAAUACCAAAAUUUGGUGCUCGUGCUGCCAACAUUACGCAUACUUAUUUUGAUUCUCAGAAGAAUAUUAUACGAUCAGAUUAUGGUUUUAUGCCAGUAAAAAAUGCAACAAAACGGGAUCCUCGCAUACAUAUCGCAUAUUUAACCACUAGUAGUGAAGGUAUCUAUUGCUGCAGAAUCUCAUGGAAGAUAAAUCAAAAAGCGAAAAUUUUCAAUCAUACAAAUCAGACUAAGCUUACUUCAGCUAUUUAA
Messenger RNA from Acanthocheilonema viteae, 393 nucleotides. NCBI's taxonomy places the organism in Eukaryota, Metazoa, Nematoda, Chromadorea, Rhabditida, Onchocercidae. The record is from the annotation of a GenBank genome assembly.